Molecule: messenger RNA, 453 nt
Organism: Paramuricea clavata
Lineage: Eukaryota; Metazoa; Cnidaria; Anthozoa; Malacalcyonacea; Plexauridae
Source: the annotation of a GenBank genome assembly
AUGGAAAGAGUUGUUCACGCAAAACUGGCUACACAUCUUGAUCAGUUGGGAUUUUUGUAUCCGCAUCGGUAUGGUUUUAGGCGUCGGCAUAGUACUGUACAGGCGAUAGAACAAAUGAACAAGUGGGCGGUUGAAGCCAUGGAAGAGAAAGAACUCACUGGCUUUCUAUUUGAUGAUAUAUCCAAAGCAUUUGAUUCCUUAAACCAUAAAGUUUUAUUGGGAAAGCUAGAACAUAUCGGAUUGUUCAGAAGUGCAUUGAAAUGGUUUAAAUCGUAUAUUGUAGACAGAUGGCAAUGUGUGGGUGUUAAAGGAGAGUUAUCAGAAACCCUUCACAUCGACCUUGGUGGCACUCAAGGGAGUAUCAUGGGCCCGUUAUUAUUGAAUGUUAUAUAUGUAAACAGUUUGUCAAAAGCUAGUGCAAAAAUUAAAGUGUCGCAUGAAUUUGUAUACUGA